Messenger RNA from Globicephala melas (long-finned pilot whale), 9289 nucleotides. RefSeq names its product insulin induced gene 2 (gene INSIG2). The record is from RefSeq and is a predicted model, not a curated record. Gene Ontology annotation, cellular component: endoplasmic reticulum; SREBP-SCAP-Insig complex. NCBI's taxonomy places the organism in Eukaryota, Metazoa, Chordata, Mammalia, Artiodactyla, Delphinidae. Gene Ontology annotation, biological process: cellular response to insulin stimulus; cholesterol biosynthetic process; SREBP signaling pathway.
CCUAUGGUAGAGCUGCUGUCUCGCUACUAAUAGAAGCUUUUCAGGACUUGGAAGAACAUGUCUUUUCAGAAUAGACAAAAGGAAGGUCAAGGGAGGGAAAUGAUUGCUUAUUGAAUGUCUACUGAUGUUCUGGGCAUAUCCCUUAACCCCAGGGAUCUGUAGGGCAACGUUGGGAGUGAGAUGUUUGCAUUGUGCCUAUUUUGGGGGGUUGAGGAAACAGAUAAGGAGAGGAUAUCAAUGAGUCCAGGGUUCCAGAGCCAAGGAAUGGCAUGGCUAGGUGAAACAUCACAUGCUGGGGAAGGGGGCAGAGGGAGCCACUCAUCCUUCCCUCUAUUGGGUAUCUCUUUUGAACCUUCCAGACUAAGUGCCAGGCUUGGAUGGAGUGCAGUGGCCUGUGCUACACAUUCUGGGCUAGGGCAGGAGAACUUGGCUGAGGUUUCAUUCUACCUCUGUUAUGGAGAGGAACAGGGGUUACAUCUCUGCCUGUGAUAUGGGCGCUUUUGCCACAAACUCACAUUUAGGAAGGAAAACUUGUAAUGUUAAUGCUACAUUUUAGUCACUUUGUCCCUACUUUCCUGCCUUCUCCCAGCCGCUAGGCUUGUCACACUUACAAACCUAACCUCAUAUCAUUCCAUGUGGAGGAUUUGCAUUUACGUUUCUUGCUUAAGUGUUUCUUCUGAAAGCAGUGCAUUCUAUGAGGUGCCCAGCAAAUGAAAGGAGAGAGGCCUUGGGGAAUUGAGAUUCCAGUUAACGCUGCUGUUGAUGUUGGGUAGGUCAUGGUGUUUAGUAGGUGGGGGGUGAGGAUACCAGGUUUGUGGAAGUUGCCAAAGAUGGAAAAUGGACUCUUGUAAUCGCUGCCCCCUCCAAUUUUAGGGAAAAUAUUAAAGAAAAAAAGUAAAUGCUGUAAGAAACAGUGUGUACAGUUUGCGUUGUGUAUAUGGUAUGUAUAUGUUUUUGUGUAUAUGUGUUGUGCAUUUUCAAAGCUCUUAUCAUGUUAAAUCAGAAAAACUGAUAAUUGUCCUUUGAUUUUCCUGUCCAAUUAAUAUUCGUAGACUGAGCAGCUGCCUUCUGGAGGGUCUCCAGAAUCACCACUUUCUACUUGUAAACCCAGUGCUGGAAAAUUUGCUAGUGGUGCUUCUGGAGGGACAACUAGUAGAGGACUCUGAUAAACUCCUUUUGAUCCCAUUUUCCUUUUCCUGGUUCUCUGUUUUUAGUUUAAUAAUGUUUGGUGUUUCAAGUUGGUUAACUUCUUUACGUGUGCAGUGCAUUGGAAUUGGAGUUAAGAACCUCUUGAAUGUGAUUGAGAGCUACAAAGGAAUCUCUCUGAGGAAUAAAUAGGAGAAAAAAGAUUGUGUGGAUAAAAUAACCGGAGAAGUUGACUAACAAAUCACGAGUCAAGUUAAUAUCUAAUUUAAAAAUGAAAACAAACAGAUCUUUUCUGUUGAGUCAUGCAGUCAGUCACCCAAUUCCUGGAGAGUCUUAGAAGGCUCCUCCCUUUGUCUCUCACUGCCCACAUCUGGUUUCCAAGUUUUACAUCUCUCCCUUGUCUCUUUCUUGGUCUAGGCCCUCAACCGCUCUGCUUGGAAUUUUCAGUCUUUUCUUUUUCUGCCUCUGAUUUUGUCCCCCCUGCACCCCAAGUCCCUUCUCUCCUGUCCUGUGUUGUACACUCACUGCUGGAAGAACGAUUGGCCCUCUCUCUGGCACAAGUGUGAUGGUGUUAUUUUCCCAGUGACUGUGGGGCAAGUCUCUGUGAUAUGGCCCCCGCCAACUUGUAUCCUUCUCAGACUCUUUCUGGACCCGAAACUCCCUUUCCGCCUAAAGUUUCCAGUUUCCAGAUGAUACCAGCCGUGAUUGGGUUAUUAUACCCCUGCAUUGACAGGCAUCUAGGAGAACCACAUAAAUUUAAAAGAGAGUGGUCCAGUGUAAUGCGGUGUGUAGCCGUCUUUGUUGGUAUAAAUCAUGCCAGCGCUAAAGUGGAUUUUGAUAACAACAUACAGUUGUCUCUCACACUGGCUGCACUAUCCAUUGGACUGUGGUGGACUUUUGAUAGAUCUAGAAGUGGUUUUGGCCUUGGAAUAGGAAUUGCUUUCUUGGCAACUUUGGUCACUCAACUGCUAGUCUAUAAUGGUGUUUAUCAAUAUACAUCUCCAGAUUUUCUCUAUGUUCGCUCUUGGUUACCAUGUAUAUUUUUUGCUGGAGGCAUAACAAUGGGAAACAUUGGUCGACAACUGGCAAUGUAUGAAUGUAAAGUUAUCGCAGAAAAAUCUCAUCAAGAAUGAAGAAGGCAAAAACAUAUCUUUUGUACAGAAAAACAAGACGAAAAGGGCAUGUAAAUGAUAGCUAUACCAACAAUACUUCGGACUAUAAAAUUGCCAGGAUGCAGUUUUUCCCUUAAUUGGUGUGUGUAUACAUAUACACACAUAUACACACAUACAUAUGUUACUGCAAUCUGUGAUUGCUUCAUCUGUAAAUCAAGUACAAACCUUUAUGUAUUUGACUUAAAUAACUGUAAAAUAUAUAUGCACUACAUUAAAAAACAUGUUGAUUAAUAGAUGAAAUUUUUAAUUUUUUAGACAUACCAUAUAUUGUAUCACAAUGUUGAUGUGCCAAAAUAUUCAGUUAUCGUCAUGCAGAGUAUAAGAAUGCUUUGAACAAUUUAUAGACUUACUGAAAUAAAAUAUGAGGAAAGCCAAAAAAAAAAAAAAGCAAAUGGAAAGUGGUAUAUUCUCUUUUGCUUACUGUUGUGCCUUUUUAUUUUUCUAAUAUAUAGCAGUACGAGUUAUGGGUGCCCUAAUGAGUGGUUAGUUUCUAUUUUAAUGUUGUCUCAGAGAGCUUUGGGUGUUUUAAUAUAUGAUGAAAAAGAACUUCCAGGGAACAUUUUCAUACCUGCAUUACUGGAGAGAGUCCAAAGAGUAAUUUUUGUUUCAACAGAUUUUGCUGGAGGUGAAAGUGAUCAGCAGGAGAGUUUAUCAGCAUCAAAUUGUUUUGAGUCUAAAUCUGGAAGAAUACAUAUAAUUAAAAGUAAGGACCAUUGAAAAAUUUAACUAGAGUAAAUAUGUUUUACAAAUACAAAAUGACCUUCUGGAGUGCCACAAAGUGUUAAGUGAUAUUAACUGUCAUUUGCAGUACAGUAUUACACUGCUUUUGCGCAUGGAACACAUAAGAAUUCCUGAACAGGUCAAAAUGAAGUUUCUAGUUGUCUUGGGUUCUGUAAUCUGUUGGGUUCUGUAAAGAGAACCAUUUGAGCUGGGCUGCUUCAUAUGAUUGAUUGUCAGUGGAUUGCAUCCGAGGAGUGGAUGGGCACAUAAUUUCUUAUGUAUCCAUGCGCUGCCCAUUAAUGAACAGUUCAAGAAUGUGUUGUUUUAGAAUGUAUUGGGAUGGCAUAUUGUGCAUGGUAAGGAUCCUGGUAACAGUUUUGUGCAUAUUUUUCCAACAACUGGAGCCUUUUGAGUAUGAUUUAAACAUAGUCUUAGUUAACCUUUUCCCCCAGUUUUUAUUUUUGAAAUUGAUGGCAAUCGUCUGAUACACAAGGGUGAAAUCUGCUUACUCUGGAGGGGUGUGUAUGUGUGUGUGUGUAGGACUGAGUGAGGGAGAGAGAGAGAGUGUGUGUGUGUGUGUGUGCAUGUGCUCAUGCUCUCUUAAUAUGUCAACUAGAUAUUUUUCCAGUUUUGAUUUUAAAACCAUUUCUGUCAGACUGAGAUCUUGUAUGCCAAACUUUAAUCUGCUCUUAUAAGGCUGAAAGUGUGAAAAUCCUAAGAGGAUUUCCUAUUGAAUAUAUGUACACAAUCUUAACUAUAGUGGUGGUAAACAUACUACUGUAAUUUAUUAUUCUAUCUUCCAGAUAAUGUUAUUCAUUUAGAACAAAUAAGGUAUAUUUUUAGAAUCAACUUUGUAAGCACUAUAAUUCUUUAAUAAGUUAUAAGGUCUAUGAUGUGUUUACUUUGAAAUUUGCUGUUUAAAGCAAGAUGUAUUAAAUAUAUAAUUAUCAUCUUGGUUAAGAGUCUUUUUUCCAUCCUUGUGGUUAAUCUUAGAAUUAUAUUACUGAGAAUUAAUUUACUAAACUUAACAUGGGUGGUUGAAUUAAUUCAGAAAUAAUGAAGGAAACUAAGUUUAGUGUUACAGGAAUUGAAUGAUUUUCACUUUGAGUUCUUAAAUUAUUUGUAUAUCACCUAGAAAACAAGAAAAGAUAUUUCUGACAAAAAUAAAAUUGCUUUGAUAUUUUGAUAAGUGUAUAAAUAUAUUACAUCUUUUUUUUUGCAGUGAAAGUGGUAAACAUCUUUUAAUACUGCUAUAUUGGCAGUGCUUCCUGGCUUUUAUUAUUUAAAGUUUUAAAACUUGAAUAGUUGAAAACUGAAACUUAAAUUCUAUGAAAGCACAGGCAAAUAAUUAAAAUUAGCUAGCAAGAACCCUGGUAAUACUUUUGUUAUAAUCUUCAUUUGUUUGCCCUGAACUGUUUUACCUUCAUUAAGGUCUUUGGAACCUCUCAGUGGUGCCUCUACUUCACACAUCUGUUUUCUAGGUGGAAUCCAGACUUGGUCAAUAUCAUUAAAUACUUCUCUAAUCUUUCGGCUCACUUACCUGCAUAAUGACAUGUAUUCUUUGUAAGGUAAUUCUUCCAGUGAUGGUCUGUGAAUGGUAGACUCUUCGCUUUUUGUGUCUGAAAAAGUCUGUUUCAUUCUUGAAGAAAAAUUUAGCAGGCCAUAGAAUUCUAGGUUCACAGUUUCCCCCUAAUCCCACCACUUUGAAGAUUUUUUUAACUUGUUGUCUUCUGUCAUCUAAUGUUGCAGACAACAAGUCUGCUAUUAGUGGAAUUUUCUUUCCUUUGUAGAUAAUCUGUUUUUUUCUCUCCAGGAGCUUUUUCAUGAUUUUCCCUUCAUCUUCGAGGUUUAGUUUCACUUUUACUUGUUUGGUUUUAAAAUUUGUUUUUAUUUUUCUUGCUUAGUAUUCAGUAUGCACUUUCAGUCUGUGGGCUCAUGUCUGGAAAAUUUAAAAAUCUGGCUGCGUAUUGGAGUCCUGUGGAGUCUUGUAAAAAUAUGCUGAUGCCUAGAUCCCACUCCCAGAGACUCUAAUAUAAUUGACCUGAGGUGUGCUCUGAGUAUUAGGAGUUUCAUAAGUUCCCCAGGUGAUUCUAAUGUGCAGCCCAGGUUGACUCUCACAGGUGUAGAUACAUGUAAUGUAAGGUGGAGGGUCCAGGUGAGAGAGAUGUAAUGACUUGGAAAUGAAGAGUGAGGGACACACUGAGAUACAUUUUGGAUUAAAUCAUCUGAACUUGGUGACUUGGGUAUAAAGGUCGAGGAAGAGGAAAUGGGAAAGGUGACUUAAUUUUUCUCCCUUGGAAAACUAAGUGGAUGGUAUUUCUGUAAACCGAAAAAGGAAUGCAGAGAAGUAGGUGAAUGGAAGUUUGAUUUGAUAUGUUGAGGCUGAGGGAUGUAGGAGGCCUCUGGUAAAGAUGAGUGUAAGCAGUGGGAUAUUUGAGCCUGGGUUAUUGGGUGUAAUGAGGGAGUCAUCAGCAUAUGACACUAAUAAAUACAGCUGUGGGAGUGGAUGAGGUCACCUGGGGAGCAUGGUAUAGUGAAAAGGAAGAGAUCUGAGGCACACUGGCCUGUUGGCAGAGAAGCUGGUGAAGGAGAUAAAGGGGGUAUAGUCAGAAGUAGGAGGAAAAAUAAGAGAGUGAUGUGGAAGCCAAAAUAGGGGGUUUCAGGCAGAGGGUAACUGGUAGAAUGAAGUACAGUUGGAGGGAAUAAUUGACUUUAGAAGUACAGGUAAUGAUAUCUGAUUGUUUUAUGUUGAAACUUUUUUCUCUAACCUAUUUUAUCUUAACAUUUAAAGUAUAUCAUUGCAUACAAAAUAUAUUUGAGAAAAGCCUGAUCAUGCACUGUCAUUUAUUACUAGUAAGGGGAGCUGGGGACAGCUAGAGAACUUUGAAAGAAUAGUGGAGAUUGGGGCCGUAUCUUUGAAGAACGGACCCAGGAACUGACUAGAGGUGAAUAAAGAAUCUUCAGAGUUUUGAGACCAUCCAGGACCCAGGUGAGGCUGGAGACCAGGUAUUUGCAGUGGAGUCAGUUAACGUGGCGGUGCCAUGUUUAAAUGGGCUCUGUAGCCCAGGGCCUAGGCCACUUGUGAUGGAGCAGAUUGAGUCUAGUGGGGAGUUCGCUGGUAGACAUGGCACAAGCCUUUGUGGAAAAUUAAAGAGGCUCCUAAUGCAAGGUCAAGAGAUUUAUCGUGGGAUCCAGGCAAAUUGGGGAAGGAAGUUGAAUCAGCAGUGCUAACCUGACUGCAUGGGAGAACGGUGUGAGGUGAAAGGACAGCACUCUAAGGAGGCCAAAACCCUGUUUGAUGGGAAGGGUGAUCGGCUUGGGGUUUGUAGUCAGAGAGGGAUUUAAUGGCUCACUUCCAGGUCUCGAGGUCCAGGGUAUGAUCUGAACACCUGUGUUUCCAUGGUUUACAGAAGUGGCUGGAGAUCUGAGGCCUGGGUGACCAGCUGUUAGUACCAGUAUGGACGGUACUAGAAUGGUCGCAGAGGCUGGGUGGAAAGGAAGGUCUCCUCUGUGGGCUCAUGACCAUUAGAGUGAAACACUUAUCCAGAUGCCUUGAUUGUAUUGGAAUUCCAAUUAGAGUCCCUUCCCCCCUUUUAUGUAAUUAUUUUGAGUUGUUUCAUCAUCCUAGGUGCUUUAAAAAUUCACACGAUGUUUAGGAGUGUGUCUUCUACUAGUCCUGUUCAAUCAGAGACAUCAUCUCUUUAAUCCUGGGCAAUUUUUUUUUCUGUGUUUGCUGUUAUUAUUCCUUUGUUCACCUUCUCCGUUCUUCUAAAAUUCCUCUAUUUGGGAGAUCUUUGACCUUUUGUUCCUGUUUUCUAUAGAUCCCUUAGCUUUCCUCUGUUGUGCUACAUUCUAGAAGAACUACUUAACUGGAUCUUCCAGCUAAACGAGUUGCUCUUCAGCUGUACCCAUUCAGCAUUCAUCCCAUCCGUUGAACUUUUAAUUUCAGUGAUGACAAUUUUAAUUUCCAGGAUCCCUCUUUCUGUGUGUGUGUAUGUGUGGCAGUGUGUGGUCAUUCUUGUAUUUCCUGAGGAUAUUAAUUAAUCUUCUAAAGUUCUAAACUCUUCUUAAGAUCCAUGGCAGGGAAGGGCAGGAUGCGCCUGCACCAGCCUGUCUCUGGAUGUGAGCACUCCUUGGUCUGCCUUGGGCACACUCCCAGGCUUUUCUCUGAACUUAGUGCUCACACCGCUUGCAUCUGGGGGCAGAUACUGUGCUGUCUAUCUCUGCCCGGUCCAAAGCAGCGAGUAGAAGUAUGGAGGGGUUGGCUAGAUGGCUGCUUCUGCAGGAGCCUGCUCUAACGCAUGAGGUCUGUUGCCCUUGGUAUUUCUGGUUCCAAGCAUUAGCCACCUAUGAGCUUUGAAUGUCCCUAGUUUCAUUUUUAGCAAAUCCUUUCCUUGAGUGAGCAGUGGUUUCUUUCCACCUAUCUGCUCUCAAUUGUUUUCUUGCUUUCAGGGCUUCCUUGUAGUGGUAAAGACAUGGAGGAGACUUCUCCUUAUCUGGCAGUAUACUUGUAGAUUCCUUUACCUUUUAAAAAUCUUUUGUUGUUUCUAUGGAUGUGGGAUAGGAGGGAAAAGCUACAGGUUGACUAGUCUGCCUCCCUGAUUCAAUCUUCCCCACAAUUUUUUAUACUGUAAAAUCUCGCCAUUUGCCUGAUGAUUUGUCUUCACAUUUCAAAAAUUCAAUUUAGUGGGAGCUGAGAUAAAUGGGUUAAGUCAGUGGUUUCCUGCUUGGUCUCAAUAAAAAUUGGGAUAUGGAGAUUUUUUUUUUGCCUUCGAAAUACAUUUAGUUCAUUGAGAUCAUUGUGCCAGGAAGUGUAAAUAUCCUUGUAUCUGUUCCUUUAUGCCUCCCUUCUUUUUAUCACUGAUGAAAUCUGUGAAACCUGUCAUCCUUCUCUGUGAUUUACAAGACAGACUUUUCCAGGGUAUGUCAACUGUUCUGAAGAAAAUGUUGUUAAGGAUCAGAUUUGGCAGAUCAGAUAGAUAAUGAUGUGCCUGUGAAAGACUGGGCUAUUGAUGAGCCUCGUGUCAACACUGAUUGCCAUAUGUGGGCAAUUUUUCCCUUUCACCGGUGCUCUGGCUGAGGUGUCUGUAAGGAUUUUCAUGAGCAAGGGACGGUUUUGAUUCUAAAUCAGAAUUCUGUGCUGGCACAACUGUGUUAUAUUCUGCUUGGUCAUGGCAGGAUUUGUAACUGCUCAUAGUUCUGUGGCUUCCCCAAAGGUGGACUUUAAAAGUAAUGAGCACUUAGGAAACGUAUUUCCAUUUAAAAUUAUCUUUUUUUUUAUUACUGUUCUGAAACUAAUAAAUUCACUCAGUACUACUGUGUUUCCACGGGUUUGUUCAGUUCGUGAGAUUUUGUCUCUCUUAGAAACAUGUUUUGAGUAACUUGUACGGAAUGUGAUCGUGGACCAAUUCAUUGUGAUGAGCAAUUGAGGAGACGAAAGAAAGAACCCAACUGCUGAAUCUGAUUGUUUUAGAAGAAAAGUUUCUAAAAUGCAUUCCCUGGGAAUUUCUGCCAUUGAAUGAAAGUCAUUUCUAUUUCCUUUAUAGUCAUCACAUGGCACUCCUAGAUCUUCUGGGAAUGUCUGCUCAACCAAGUUAUGACGGUGACAGUUCUGUUUUGAAACAGUUCCUUCUGCCUUCACAAAAGCUUGAAAUUUUGCAGCAGGACAUUACAGGAGGACAGACUGCUGCCCCAUCAUCUUAGGAUCAGCUGGAGGCAGGCUGCUGUGCUUGGUCUCCACACACUGGACUUGGGAAGCCUGAACACUGACAAACUGAAGAUGAAGUUUAAAGAUGUUUGUAAAGACAAAUCUUUGCGGAAUUUUCUAUGCCUCAGACCUAGUGUGGGUUGAUAUCAUGCCUGUCCAAGAGAGAAGGCGGGUCAGGAUAUGUUGAAGCAAGUCUUCUAGAAUAUAUGUAAAAUUCAUAAUAAAGUUGAGUCAGAUUCAACUUUAUUUUUUCCCCACAAAAAGUAAAUUAGUGAUUCUUAAAUCUUUGUUAGGAUUAGUUCUGGUCCUGUGAUCCCAACUACCUGCAAGGGGGCUGGGAUGUGCAAUCCCUCCCCUGACAGGAGAACCAAAUAUAGGUGAUCAUUGGUAAUGUCCACCUCAGUUGGUUGAAAGCAUUUUGUAGCACUCUCUUCCCACUACAGUAUUUUUCUUCACAAGUGAUUCAUAGUGAACAGUUAUAAGGAAAUGAAAAUUCUUUUGGUGGUAAAAUUAUAGCCUUUAAAAUACAUAAAAUACAAACUUU